Messenger RNA from Candidula unifasciata, 267 nucleotides. NCBI's taxonomy places the organism in Eukaryota, Metazoa, Mollusca, Gastropoda, Stylommatophora, Geomitridae. The record is from the annotation of a GenBank genome assembly.
AUGUCGAGUCUGUCCACGUUUUCUUCCAAGCCAAAUGCAAAGCCUCCUCAGAAGGGAAGCUUUCCCCUGGACCAUGACGGGGAGUGUCGGGACUUUAUGGUCAGAUAUAUGAGGUGUCUGAUGGUGAAUAAGAAAGACACGACCCAGUGCCGCCAAGAGUCCAAGGACUACCUCAGCUGCAGGAUGGAGAGAAACUUGAUGUCCCGUGAAGACUGGAAGAAACUUGGUUUUCAUGAUGAAGGGGGGCAAACGUCAGAAGAAGCAUAA